Messenger RNA from Ostertagia ostertagi, 747 nucleotides. Lineage: Eukaryota; Metazoa; Nematoda; Chromadorea; Rhabditida; Trichostrongylidae. The record is from the annotation of a GenBank genome assembly.
CUGGCAACAGAGGAGCACCUAGUCAAGUUUGAGGAAUUGUUGGCGUACGUGAUUCCUGCUGCGCACAGAGGAGGAGAUCUCUUUUACGUAACGACUGGUACUGUAGUACCGUCGCACAAUAUCGUCGGCUUGCCGCUGGUUCCGCAUUCGAAACGCGACUAUCAGAGCUUACUGCAGAAAGCCGUCAAUCGAUACGAGUUUGAAGUGGCCAACUUUUCUAAUGCCCUGACAGAUGAAAUGUGUGAGCUAUGCGCCCGAGUGGACCGCGGCUUAACCGCUCCAGGUGGCUCGUUACUGCUGGCCGGUCGCCCUGGACUUGGUCGAGCUGACGCGAUUCGUCUAAUCGCAAAUAUGCACCAAAUGGCUCUCUUCACACCAAAGAUCACGCCAAAUUACGGACAGAAACAAUUUGAUUCCGAAUUGAAAAAUGCGAACUACAAAAUCCUGAAACAGAGCUUUCUCGAAUCGAUUAAUUGCCUGAUCUCCAGCGGCGAGGUCCCUGGUCUCUUCACACCUCAGGAGCUUGACUCGCUUUCGACAGCUCUACGAGAUCAGGCUAGCCAGGACGGAUUUCCAGGGACACACAUGCAGCAGUACUUUUCUCAUAGAGUUCGAACAUUACUUCACGUUGGUCUGGUGUUGGACAUUGAUGGUGCUGACUUCGAAUUGAGAAUCACUGCAAAUCCGGCGAUUUUCAAGCAGUCCAACGUAAUCUGGCAGGAACGCUGGAGUGGAACCACUAAAGUG